This is a messenger RNA of Entamoeba invadens IP1, 798 nucleotides long. RefSeq lists its product as hypothetical. Lineage: Eukaryota; Evosea; Mastigamoebida; Endamoebidae. The record is from RefSeq and is a predicted model, not a curated record. The transcript has a single exon. The annotation marks the transcript as partial.
AUGUUAAGUCUGCUCUUUUUUGCGAUAACAGUGUUUUCCUCGGAGUCGGGGGAGUACUGUGACUUCAAUUGUUUUGUGAAGGCAUUGACCUUUACACUCGACUUCAAUGGAAGUUUUUCGUUCCAAGGAUAUAACAUCCCUUCUUUAACUUUCCACGACUUUGUCAUUCAAAACAUCACAGGAAGCGUUAAUAAUGAAACAGCCCCCGAUAUGUUAAUAUCCAACAUUACACUUGCAACACUUUCUGGAAAUGGACCAAUUAUCUCAGAAAGCUCUGAGAAGGAAAUAGGGUAUCUUGAGUUGGACAUGAAAGAGGUACACUUGGACUUUGCAACACAGUUUGAGACUUACAAUUACCUUGGGUAUAACCUUAUUGGAAGUGUAGAUCCGUCCAUUGCAGCUGACUUAAAUACAGACGCUGCGACUCUCAAGAUGGUUUGCACUGAUUGUUCGAGUAAAGACAAAAUAGCGUUUGCAACGAUAAACGCCGCUUUUGGGAAGAUGUUAGGUUUCAUCCAAAUUCUAUUGGAUACAAACAUGUACAAGUUAGAGGCUUUGAUGAAAGAAGAUAUAGACGCCAUGUUAGACAAUAUUAACUCAAAUUACACUGAAAAAUUUAUUAAUAGCACCGAGCUACUCCACUUCCCUAUUGACAUCGCAACGCCUCUGAAUAUCACAGAGAGCUCUUUGAUUGAUUUGAUCGCAUGUGCGUCAAAUGGCCUUGCCGGUGGGAAUGAGACCGAGCCUGGAAUAAAUGACAUCUUCAAUAAGAUGACCAAUUACAGUGGGGACUUCUUA